AUGCAAAAGAUUUCAAUUUGGCUUUUAGUUGUUGCAAGUUUAAGAUUGUUAGGUGCUUCACAAGCAUUCUUUAAUCAAUCAAGAAUUAAAUCAAAUGUUUAUUCUGGUGAUCAAAAAUCAAUUAAUCCAUUAUUUUGUAGAUUAUUUGGUAGUUGGACAAUGAUGAGUUUUACACUUUGUGUUGCUACAGCAUUUAAUCCAUUCAAUAAAGCAUUAUAUGCUUGCACUUUUGUUUCAUUCUUAAUUGCUGGUGGACAUUUCGUAACUGAAUGUUUCAUUUAUAAAACAAGUAGAAUAAAAGAUGCAAUUUCACCAUUCAUUGUUGCUGGUACAAGUAUGUUUUGGAUGGGUUAUGAAUUAUUAAAUUGGUAA
Molecule: messenger RNA, 372 nt
Organism: Dictyostelium discoideum AX4
Lineage: Eukaryota; Evosea; Eumycetozoa; Dictyosteliales; Dictyosteliaceae
Exons: 2
Coding region: 1-372 (123 amino acids)
Cellular component (GO): endoplasmic reticulum membrane; membrane
Source: RefSeq, a predicted model, not a curated record